Molecule: messenger RNA, 1795 nt
Organism: Parnassius mnemosyne (clouded apollo)
Lineage: Eukaryota; Metazoa; Arthropoda; Insecta; Lepidoptera; Papilionidae
Source: the annotation of a GenBank genome assembly
GUCAAAACAAUCUCUAGACGACGCGACGAUAAAAGUUUUGGCCAAAGGUAUGAAUUUCGCUAUAACACCGCGAAAAAUUCCGUAUGAAAACAUUAUCUGUAGUGUUGAGGACUGUCUGUAUAAAAAUAAUAUUGGUAAAGAAGAUUUAGAGGCUAUACGUCAAGACAUUUCGUCCUUGUUACGUCGAAGCUCAGCGCCAAAAUUAAAUCUUCCCAAAGAUGAAUUUACUGCAUUAAAAAACUUACGCAACAGACCAGGAGGCCUACUCUCUUUCUCCGAAACGAAACUUCGUUAACGAACGAAAUUUAAACGAAGUUUCGUGUCUGACCCUACUCUAUAUCAUUUUCGGACGCGCACGCAAAGUUCGAAUCCAAAGACAAUUUUCGUGAACGAAUGGAACGAACAAUGUUAUGUAUUUUACGAAUUUAUUAAAAUAUAAUCGUGGUUUUUUAUGCAUAUUAUUCCAAAAAAUCUUACACAAGCAAUAAAUAUACAAGUUUUCGAAGAAAAUCACAGUGACAUUAAAAUAACCCUUUCAAUGACCGUUAACCGACUAAGUUAAGGUGUACAAUAAUAACAAACGGUGUUUAUAGUAUCGUAUAACAACCAAACUUAUCCGUAUUAUCACAAUGCUGUCUGUCAGUCAUCACUUGUGGAUUUUUUGUUUGCAUUCUUUGAAAGUUUGAAUAGUUAGUUUGUUUCUCAAGCUCAAGUGUAAGACGUAGGUAGAGAUUCUUUCCUGUGUGCUCAAGUGAAGAGUUAUUAAUAUGUUUUGUUUUUUUCUUUGCCUACUUUGCAAACGCGAUACACAUUCCCUGACAAAGUUUCAAUUUCAAGUCGCAGUCUUCAUAUGGGCGUCCUUUGGUCCACAAAGACUUCUAUUUGGUUUAAUUUGGUUUUAUAUUCAGAAAGAGUGUAAGUAAUGUUAAUUGUUUUGCACUUAUAAUACUUCUAUAACAUAUUUUUUUGUAAUAAUAGGUACCUAUAAUUUAUUUUCAUCUCAUCUUUCAGUGUAAAAUAAUGGCUCCACAUACGGGUUCGGCUACUCCUGAACAAAUUGAUGCACUCCUCAAUUUCCUGGACGAGCAUAGGGAUCUUGCUCGCGGGAGAUUGAGGAGUCUAGAAGGAAAAGUCCAGGCGAAGAGGCUGUGGGAUGAAUUGUGCAAUACGCUCAAUUCCAUGGGCGGUUGCAUAAAGACAGUUCAGCAGUGGCAAAAGGUAUGGUUUGAUAGAAAACAUCUGGCCAAAAAAGCCGCUGCUGAUUCCCGGAGGUCGGCUUCAAUGACUGGAGGUGGUCCAUCAGUGGCACCCCAACUCUCCCAUUCGGAAUUAAAAGUAUUAUCCAUAAUGGGAGAUGGGUUCGGUGACCGCCAAAUUGGAGCCAGAGUGCCAGCUUUCACUGAAACGAAUGAAUCCAGACCAUCAACCUACAGUCAAGGAAGCCAACUGCAGCAGCAGAGCCUGGACUUGCAUGUAGAAGUUGAGGAGUACGCCGACCCAAGCAAAGAAAGCCAGCAGGUCUACUCUAAUUCAACGAAAAACGAAAUUUCUAUCGAAAUUGAUACACAAGAAGCCUCACAAUCUGCACGUCCCAGAAGAAUACGAUCUGCUGCUGGCUCCGAUGUCAGAAGCAGGUUGUACCAGUAUGAAGAUGGAUGUGCAGAGAGAGAGACAGUGAGGAACACCGAGCUCGCAGGCAUCAGGGCUGCCUUGGAAGAGUUGCGUGACAUAGGGCGAGAUUAUUUAGAGUUUUUAAGGCAAAAUAGGCGUUAGGUUUUAAAUAAAUUUAUUUUUG